Molecule: messenger RNA, 2675 nt
Organism: Naegleria gruberi
Lineage: Eukaryota; Heterolobosea; Eutetramitea; Acrasida; Naegleriidae
Exons: 1
Coding region: 1-2652 (883 amino acids)
Source: RefSeq, a predicted model, not a curated record
AUGACUGAUACUGAUCAACAACUUCCCUCAUCAUCAAACAAUACAGGGGGUGAAGGUUUUACAAGUCCGGAAGAUGAAUUGGAUUGGGGAACUCUUUGUUCUCCAAAUGGUUUGGAACAUGAAUUGAUGACUUAUGCUCCUUUAAAAAAGCUUUUGAACACAAUUAUUAAGAAAGUUUCAUCACAAGAUAAAAAACUUAGCUCUGUUGAUGAUAAAGUCUCGGACGCUGCAAAGCAAGCUUUGGAUGCAAAUGAAAAAGCUAAAAAGCUGAAAAGUCAGAUAGAUGCUUCAGAGCAGGAAAAGAUGGGUGAUAAGGAAACGAACGACCUAAAUGCUAAAACAGAAGCAGAGAAACAUGAAAAGAGGCAUAAGGAUUUAAUGGACAAAAUCGGUGAUUUGGAAAAACAAUUACAAGAUUUAAAGAAGCAAAAUGAAGAUUUAAAACAUAAGAAUUCAGAAUCCGAAGACAAGUUAAAGAGAUUAGUUGGAGAUGCAUUAAAGACAAUGCAAACAAUGAGUCAAAUACCUCCUCAACCAACAAACACUAGUUCAGAUGAUGAAAAAAGAAACAUUACAAGUAGUUCCAACAGAAGACCAUUUACUCCAGAAGAGAACAAGAGAAACAUUCAAGAUGUUGAGGUGUUUAGUACCCCUGAGGUUGAAAAAACUGUACAACUCUACAAACCAGCAGAUGAUGAAGAUAAUAGUACUUUGCAAUCAGUGAUUUUGUCUCUUCCAAAACAUGGUAAGGUAACCCAAUUUGAUGACGAGGCUUCACCAACAGAUGACAUGUCAAAUACUGAUACUAAUACUUCCAACAAACCAAAGAGUAGACCUACCUCUACAGCAUCAGGUAAAAGAGGAAAAGAUCUCAAAGAUAGCAAGGAAAGACCUCCAUCAUCACCUCAAAAGAAGAUUAACUUUGCUCCAGCAGCUGUCACAGAUCCUAAUCAUAGAAUUAAUUUUUCAGCAGACACUCAAACAGAAGGUGUUGUUGAUCCAUUCAAGUACAAUGUUUAUGAUGUUAAAAAUGAUUUGGAUAGAGCUCAAGUUUCUAGGGUAAAGGGAGUGUUAUUGUCACAACUAAAUGAUUUGCAAAGAGAAUUGGAUGAUGCAAAGAAGAAGGAAAAGGAUGAUGUUGAUUUGCUUUUGGAUCAAAUUCUAGGUAUCAAAAAUCAAGUCAAUUCUAUUAACAAAAAACUGGACUUGGCUCAAAAAUUAAAGGGACAAGAUAAGAAUACAUCCACCGAUAAUCUUUAUGAAGAAGGCUUGCUUGACGUUCAAUUAGAUGAAGGUAAAAAUGUUAAAGUAUUCAUUCCACCAAAAACUGAAGAAUUGGAUUCAUCAGUUACUGAUUCAAUUAAUGAAUUACUUGGAAAGAUUGAUUACUUGGAAAAUAGGUUAGCUGAUGCAACAAGGAGAAUCGACGAUUUGGAAAAUAGACCUCAACCAGCCUUUUUUGAUGACCACGAAGAAUUAGAGAAACCAGAAAAAUCAAAUACACCUUUCAUGAAUACAAGGGAAACAGUGGAUGCAUCAACCUCUCCAUUCCAAAAGAAAAAGGAAGAUACUGACAACCGAACAGGCACUCCUUCCGAAAGACCUGAAUCAAGCAGUGAUGAUUUUGUUAGCAAUAAGGACUUGAAGAAACUGGAGAAGAAGCUCAUGUAUUACAUUACAACACAUGAUAUGUCCAAUGAUUUGAAUAAUCAAAUUCAAGAGCUAAUCAAGCAAUUAGAGUCAGUAGAAGAUAGACUUGCUCAGAAAUGUGACAUCGCUUCCACUCCGAAUCAUCAACAAUUUAAAGACAUUGAAGACAUGGUUUUGAAAAAGGCAGACAGAGAGGAAGUACAUAACAUGAUUGAAAAGCUUAAGAAUGAUUCUGACAAACAACCAACCAUCGUUCAAAGACCAUUCUCUCCACAAGAGGACAGAAACCCAUCUUCACCGAACACUAAGGUUGAAUCAUCAGGAAUUGAUCAAGCUGAUUUGAAGAAGAUUAAGGAUGCUUUGAACAAUUUAUCUUCUCAACUCUCACAACUUUCCAAGAUGAAAGCAGACAAGAUAGAUGUAUUUAAAGAACUUAGUGAGAAGAAGGAACAAAUUGAUAGACUGGAUCAAACCAAGUCAGAUGCAAAUAUUGUUGCCAGAAAGGCUGAAAGAGAAUAUGUUGAUUCAUUAUUUAACAAGUUGAAGAAGGACUUGGAAAACUCAAUUUCCAUGACCAAUACUCACACAGCAGACCUUUUGGCAAAAGAUCUCGAAUUCCUGAAAAGGUUGAUCGAAGAUAAGGCUGAUAGCGAUGAAAUAAGAAGGAUUAAGGAAUACCUAAACCAAGCAUUUGAUAACAAGACUGAAAAGGAUGGAGAUGGCCUUGCAUCUAGUCAAGCUUUCAAAUGUCUCUCAUGUAAUAGAGCAUUGAAAGGAAUGAAGAUGAGACCACAAUCUCUUAACUUUGAUAAUUUUAUCAGUCACUUACCACCUCCAAAACAAAAAGUCAAUCCAAGAAAACAAUUUUUGAAUGACUCUCUGACAAAAUCGUCUGUUCAAAUUCCUUCCUCAAUACUAGAUGAUGGAAGAAAGAAUAGGUCUGCAGCAGAACAUUUACCAGAACUUAAAAAGUCUGGAACUGCUGCUAGUAGUAAUUUGUAAAUAAAAUCUCUAAGUAUUGAAUU